Molecule: messenger RNA, 313 nt
Organism: Ilex paraguariensis (yerba mate)
Lineage: Eukaryota; Viridiplantae; Streptophyta; Magnoliopsida; Aquifoliales; Aquifoliaceae
Source: the annotation of a GenBank genome assembly
AUGGGAAAACAAAUAAGGAAACAGCAUAUCAAGGCAAAUCUUAGCUGGAGUAAAGCACUCAAAGCCAGCACAUCAGUGGAGAGGGAAGAAGCAACAACACCUAAGCAAGUCAAUAACCCAAUAAAGGAAACAACAGUCUCUUUUGGCAAGGAAAUAUCUUCGGUAAUUAUAGUAGGUGAUAUGGAGAAAAAGAAAUUUUUACAAGAUUGGAAAAAGGGUGAUCAUUUGGGUAAAGAUAAAAUAGUGCAGCAUGGAAAGUAUAUUCCUCCAAAGGAAAGUGUGCAGCUGAUAGAUUCUGAGAAUCCUACGGCAU